AUGUCGUCUGGGAACAAUGCCUCGUAUCUCAAAGAAGUGACACCAUCCGGAGAAAAGACUCCUUGGCCUCAAAACUCAGAUUCCUCGUCCGGCAGAAUCGAGACGGUGGAGGAUGCGUUGCCUUCUGGCCGCAUAACUGUUGACAAAGCGACUGAGCGGGCCGUCUUGAGAAAGUUGGAUUACCGUAUAGUUCCUAUGGUGAUGUGGGUGUAUCUCAUGAACAUGAUGGAUCGCGUGAACAUUGGCAACGCCCGCUUGUUUGGUCUAGAGGACGAUUUGAACCUAGGAGACGGUCAAUUCCAGCUUGCGGUGUCAGUUCUAUUUGUCACUUAUUGUUUAUUCGAGGCCCCAUCCAACAUGAUAAUCAAGAGACUCCGACCUGCACGGUACCUCGCCGGACUGACAAUUGCCUGGGGCUUCGUUGCGACAUUCAGUGCCUUCGUGAACAACUUCGCAGCCCUUGUCGCCUGUCGCCUGUUACUUGGCCUUUUCGAGGCCGGUUUCUUCCCCGGCGUUGUUCUGUAUCUUUCUAUGUUCUACAGCCGUCGCAGUCUGGCCUUACGUAUUGCCUACUUUUACGGCACAGCCGCAGCUUCUGGAGUUGCUGGCGGACUGGUAGCCUAUGGUAUUAGCUUUAUGGACGGGGACCAUGGAUGGCGCGCAUGGAGGUGGAUUAUUCUCAUCAACGGCCUCCCGACUAUUGUUACAGGCUUUGUAAUCCCCUUCGUCCUGCCUAACAGCCCCGAAACCGCCAAAUUUCUUACCGAGGAGGACAAGCUCAACCUAUUGCGCAUUCACGAAUCGCAAGUCGGGAGUGCCAGGAACCUACGCGAGAUGGAGUGGCCUGACGUCAAGGAUGGUCUCAGGGAUUGGACCACAUGGGCAUAUUGUUUUGCACUGUUCCCAAUGCUCACGAUGCUCUACUCAUUCGUGGUUUUCCUCCCGACCAUCAUUCACGGCCUCGGAACGUGGACCGCUACCGAGGUACAGGCCAUGACUGUUCCGGUCUACGCAGUUGGCGCCAUUGUUUACAUCACCUGCGCCCGUUUGAGCGAUCUAACCCAGCGUCGGGGAUACUUCAUCAUGGGAUCAAUUGUGUCAUCCAUGGCUGGAUAUGGCAUGUUGAUUGCAGAGAAAGGGUCUGCUGUAUCCUAUGCCGGCACAUUCUUCGUCUCGAUUGGCAUUUUUGUUUCAGCGGGCAUCUCUUUUGCCUGGGUCCCAACCAACAACCCGCGUUAUGGCAAGCGAGCCAUCUCUACCGGCUUGCAUCUGACUAUCGGCAACUCAUCCGGCGUUGCAUCCCCUUUCCUCUUCAAAGGCUCAUUCGUUCCGGGAUACGCUGCUAGUAUAGGAAUGUUAGGGUUUUCUUUGUGUCUUAACAUACUACUCCAUCUGCAUUUCAAGAGACAGAACAGACUUCGCGAUGAAGGCAAGUUUGAUCACCUCAUGGAGGGCAAGACAGAAGAAGAGAUCGAGGCCAUGGGAGAGAGAAGUCCCAGGUUCCGCUUUGCUACAUAG
Colletotrichum spaethianum is the source of this 1518-nucleotide messenger RNA. Its product is annotated as putative transporter. Gene Ontology annotation, biological process: transmembrane transport. Gene Ontology annotation, cellular component: membrane. The coding region runs from base 1 to 1518 and encodes 505 amino acids. The transcript has 3 exons. Lineage: Eukaryota; Fungi; Ascomycota; Sordariomycetes; Glomerellales; Glomerellaceae. Gene Ontology annotation, molecular function: transmembrane transporter activity. The record is from RefSeq and is a predicted model, not a curated record.